GCUCUGCGCAUGCGCACACCGCGGCGUUCGCACCAUUUUGAGUGUCGUAGAGCUAGCAGCGGCUAGCUGACAGUGUUGCUGGGUUUUCGUUAAACUGCAUUUUAUUUGUUUGUGUUUUUCGUCGAUAGGAAUCCCGACUAAACAAACACCUGUCCUCGCGCUCAGGUCCAACCAGAAGUCUGUCUUCGUCUGACAAAUGGACGGAGAAGAAGACGACUUCAUGUCCGGGAGCCACUCCGACGAUGGAGACGCCACUCCGGUUCAGGAUGAAAACCCUCCAUCAGACGGCGAGGAUAUGAGGAGCGACCACCACUCUGAGGAUGAAGGCAGUAACGAUGCUAUGGAAACCGGCGGGCCAGCUAGUGGUUCAGACACCGAGGACCGCCGCGAGGCCAACAGCGACUCAGAUGGCGAGGCCCCCGGGAGCCACCAUGGCAGAAGUGACUCUGAGGCGGAGGCGCCGGCGCCUGCCGACAGUGAUGAAGACUCUCCCGUCAAACGCAGGAUGAGCGCUUCAGACAACGAAGAGGAGGAGGAGUCACCGGAGAAACGCCAGGCAUACGGGUCGGACAACGAGGAGGAGGGGGGGUCGUCUCCCGUCAAGCAUGAUGCUUCUGACAAAGAGGAGGAGGAGGGGGGGUCAUCUCCCAUUAAACAUAAUGCAUCUGACAACGAGGAGGAAGGGGGGCCAUCUCCCAUUAAACACGACGCUUCUGAAAACGAAGAGGAGAGAUCGUCUCCCACCAAACGCAGAGGGAGUAGCUCGGAGGUGGAGGACGGUGAGGAGGUGCUUAAAGCUGCUGCAAACAGCGACUCUGAGGAGGAGGCCAAAGCUGCAGCAUCCCCCGACCGCCGCUCUGACAGUGACUCUGAGAACGAGACGCCUGCCAGACGCAAGACGGCACAGAUAAACUCUGAGGAAGAGGAGGAGAAACAGGAGGAGGAAGGAGGAGGGAAGUGGAAAGGAAAAAUGCAGUCCGACAGCGAGGAGGAGGAGGAGCAGAGACAGCCGAGGAAGGCUGCUGCUGGAAGUGAUGAAGAGGAGCAGCAGCAGGAAGAGGAGAAGCAGCAGAGAGAUGACAGCGACGAGGACGACGAGGCACCAGUGAAGAGGAAGAAGGCCGUCCUCUCGGACAGCGAAGAGGAGGAAGAGGAGAAAGCAGGAAAACCAGCCGUGAAGAGGAGUCGGGCGAUGUCGGACGAUGAGAACUCAGACAGCGACGACGGUUCUGCCGGCCUGGAUACGAGUCUGGCUGCCAAACUGAAGGAGCUGGGCUCAGACAGCGGGAGCGACGACGACGACAGGACGAAGGCAGCGACAGGGAAGAAGGACGAGAAGGCGCUGUUCGGGUCCGACAGCGAGUCAGGAGACGAGCAGGAGAAAAUGAUCGCCGACAUCUUUGGGGAGUCUGGAGACGAGGAGGGGGAAGAAUUCACUGGCUUCAACCAGGAGGACCUGGAGACUGAUAACAAGGAGUCAAAGGAGAAGCAGCAGGUGGAGCAGGAGUCUGACUCAGAUGAAGGCGUGCACCGCGGCGGGCAGGAUAUGAGCUUCAUGUCGGACUUUGACAUCAUGCUCGCUAAGAGAAAAGCCAUGAACAGCAAGAAGAGGCGGCACCGUGAUGGCGGGACGUUCAUCAGUGACGCCGAUGACGUCGUCAGCGCCAUGAUCACCAAAAUGAACGAAGCCGCUGAGGAGGACCGGACUCUGAACAGCCAGAAGAAACCGGCGCUGAAGAAACUCACGCUGCUGCCACAAGUCGUUAUGCACCUGAAGAAGCAGGACCUGAAGGAGACGUUCAUUGACAGCGGCGUGAUGUCGGCCAUAAAGGAAUGGAUCAGUCCUCUCCCGGAUAAAUCUCUACCUGCUCUCCGUAUCAGAGAGGAGCUGCUGAGGAUCCUGCAGGAGCUUCCUGGGGUGAGUCAGGAAACGCUGAAGCACAGCGGGAUCGGCCGGGCCGUCAUGUUCCUCUACAAGCACCCCAAGGAGUCUCGACCCAACAAAGACAUCGCUCUUAAGCUCAUCAACGAGUGGUCGCGGCCCAUCUUCGGCUUAACGUCCAACUACAAAGGAAUGACGAGAGAGGAGCGACAGCAGAGAGACCUGGACCAGCAGACGCCGCAGAGGCGGAGACUCAGCGAGCCUCUGCAGGUGGAGAGGGUGGAAGAACCCGACGUCUUUUCUCCACCAACCAGCUCUGGAGGUCAGACGCCCCGCAGAGACCUGGAGAAGCAGCUAACUGGGGAGGAGAAAGCUCUGCGACCCGGUGACCCUGGGUUCUGUGCCAGGGCUCGGGUCCCUCUGCCCUCCAACAAGGACUACGUGGUCCGACCCAAAUGGAACGUGGAGGGGGAUUCCAGCAGGGGUUCAGUGAAGAAGGGUCUGUCCCGAGUCGACAAACAGAUGAGAAGGUUUGCUGACAUUCGCCGCCUGACGAAGACGGGUCACGCCGUGAAGAUCAGCGUGGAGGGGAACCGGAUGCCUCUCUGAUAUCAUCUAUAUGUUUUUUUGUGUUUUUUUUUCCUGAAUGACUCCCAACAGUUCGUCCCUCCUCAGGUUAAGCUCCGCCCUCUGGUAUCUGCGGUAAAACCAUCAGUGGAAGAGAUGUAGCCCGUUGUCUCGUGUUAGCUCUUGGUGAUCCAGGCAGCGUCGGGUGCCGGUUCUGAGUCCAGGUUAGGAUUUUUGAUUGUAAACAUGUUUUUGUUCUGGUCAGCGUCGUUUUCUGCUCCUCUGGAGGACACGUCUAAGCAAUCAGGGGAGUGGGUUCUAGCAGCUGACUCCUGGUCCCGGGUCUGCUGCGUUUCUCAUUGCAGACUCAUGAAAACAAAGUCUCACUUCAGCUGCUUUAUUUUUUAUUUGAGUUUUUUUUAUUUUGAGUUGGAUGUCAGAUUAAUUUAAUCAGGUUUUAAGGAUAAUCCAAAAGAAAAAUUCAGGUGUUCCUAUAGGAAGUGUCUGGCUGAUUGAGUUGCCGUAGAUUAAAGUCUGAUGAUGAUGGUUUAUAUGAAGCUCUGUGAAAUGUUUGACUAGAGCUGUUAAACGUCUAACGGUCUUAAUAAAUCAUGUGUCCUGCUAAAGGACACGGUUUGUCCUA
This is a messenger RNA of Nothobranchius furzeri (turquoise killifish), 3092 nucleotides long. RefSeq names its product interacts with SUPT6H, CTD assembly factor 1. Lineage: Eukaryota; Metazoa; Chordata; Actinopteri; Cyprinodontiformes; Nothobranchiidae. Gene Ontology annotation, biological process: poly(A)+ mRNA export from nucleus. The record is from RefSeq and is a predicted model, not a curated record. Gene Ontology annotation, cellular component: nucleus.